This is a messenger RNA of Vicia villosa (hairy vetch), 408 nucleotides long. Its product is annotated as extensin-like. The transcript has a single exon. The record is from RefSeq and is a predicted model, not a curated record. The coding region runs from base 1 to 408 and encodes 135 amino acids. NCBI's taxonomy places the organism in Eukaryota, Viridiplantae, Streptophyta, Magnoliopsida, Fabales, Fabaceae.
AUGACCCACGGCCCGGAUAGAGACAUUCAUGGGAGGACCGCACAGCACGCAUCCGUCCGACGAGAACGGUCGCGUGUAGUAUCUCAGGUCAUUGAUGGAGCAGUUGUUCCACCUGAUUCACCUACGGCAUCUCAUACACCCGUCUCAACCAUACCUUCUCCAUCACCCGCUUCAGUCGGGCCUGCUCCUUCACCCUUCGGGCCUUCACCAUCUCCUGCCCCCUAUACUACUGCACCACGGAGGCCUCGGGACGAUCCUGAGGGUUCCUCACAGAUGCCACCACCCCGCAGACGUCGUCGUGGCACUACUUCUACUUCUACUUCUGAUGCAGGAUCUGAUGUGCCACCUACGCAUGGCCACGCGGAUGAGCCGGUGUCGGAGCUAUUUGGUACCCUGGGGGUCCUGUAG